AUGGCUUACGAUGAUGGAACUCUCAAAUCAAAUGAACUUUUGAAUCCCAGAGUUAACAAUUUGAACCAAAUCGUCUCUGAUUAUGCCAGAAUCAAUCAAGAGUUAUCCGAUGCACUCAGUUGGGGACAUGUAGUAAUCAAUCGAAUCAGGACUCUCCAGUUUAGUGAGGAAGAAGCUAAGAUAUCCGAUCUAAACAGGCUCUUCCGUGCAUACCAAGACUUCAUUGGUGGAAAGUUCCAAGAGUUAGAAGAAUUAUCUGAUAAAGUCUAUCAAGUUUAA
Auanema sp. JU1783 is the source of this 279-nucleotide messenger RNA. The record is from the annotation of a GenBank genome assembly. Lineage: Eukaryota; Metazoa; Nematoda; Chromadorea; Rhabditida; Rhabditidae.